AUGUGUGCGAGUGGUUGCAGAUUUCCUUUCGGCCGCUCUGGCCAAGACCACAGGUGGAGGAACUGCCCAAAGGGCUCGCCGAAGGCAAAGCGCUGUGCCCCGUCUUGCCGAUAUGGUGGACGCAGGAGGAGCCCUCGGAUCUUGAUGCCCAAGGCCUCGCUCCAGCACCCGGAUGUGCUGAAUGCAUCCCUGAGCACGCUCGACUGCGGUGAUAAGGAGCCACAGGACCUGUGUCGCGAAGUCAAGAAGCUGAAAGCACACCGAGUGUCCUGGCUGGAGCAGUUGAGGUAUCGCUUCUUGCUGACAUCGGCUCCGAAGUGUACGUACACGGGGCGCGUCUACCCGUUUGCGGCUUCCAACUCCGUGGUGGCCAUGUUCUCUAAUGGUCGGCAUGGCGUGAGCCAAGCGAUUUAUGCAGCCCUGCAGGACAAUGUGCAUGUCAAGCUCGUGCACGAAAAGGCCUUCGUGGAAGAGAUACGAAGCAUGCAAGCUUCUUGGAGAGAGCUCGCAGCUCUACCUCCUCGUGCACAGUCUGUUUACGACUGGGCUACGAGCAGUGAAGUUCGAAUUUGCUACAUGUACGAGCUUUUGCGCUCCUACAGGCCCGGUCCUGCAUUCCUCUGCUUGAUGCUCAGAUGUUAUGAUGUUUGA
Molecule: messenger RNA, 651 nt
Organism: Symbiodinium sp. CCMP2592
Lineage: Eukaryota; Dinophyceae; Suessiales; Symbiodiniaceae
Source: the annotation of a GenBank genome assembly